AUGAAUUUGACAACUAUUUGUGGUAAUAAUGGACGGACUUAUUAUGCAAUGUGCGAUAUCAAACGUGCUAUUUGUAAUGGUGAACCAGUCAAGAAGCUUUAUGAUGGGCCAUGUUCUGAUGCAGAACGCUGUUCAUUGGCUAGAGCAUUUUGGCAGGAUAUUGCUAAAAAACAAGGCGGUGAUGUGUUUGUACCAGAAUGUAAUCAUACUGACGGAACCUACUUGUCAACUCAGUGCUUUAAAAAGAUGGGCUAUUGCUGGUGCGUCGACCGAUAUGGUCGUCCAAUUCCCGGAACCUCAACUAAGUACUCUCAACCAUCCUGUCAACAUGGCUCAGAAAGAAUUAGUAUUAAAGUUGGUCGACGCUCACAUCGUGUAAACGGUACUGAAGUUGAGGGAAUCACAGAGAUUACAAAAGGGAAAGGUUGUACUGCUGUUGAUCGUUCCAGCUUUAACAACAAGCUAUAUAAAAUGUUUGAAGAAGAGUUUGAUAAAACGACGGUAAAUUCUUAUGAGCGACCCAAUCCUUUGGGAGUGAUGAAAAACAAAUUUGAAGAAUUUGAUCUCGAUAAGAAUAGUCUUUUAAGCAAGGCAGAAGUAAAAAAAAUGAAGAAAAAACUUCGGCAGAAGAUGGCUUUACCAAGACCAUGUCUUCGAAGGCUGUUCCGGAACUGUGACUUCAACUGCAACGGUACAAUUGAAAUAAGCGAAUGGAUUCAGUGUUUGGGUGUUAACAUAUCUAGUAGGUUCUAA
Enterobius vermicularis (human pinworm) is the source of this 753-nucleotide messenger RNA. The record is from the annotation of a GenBank genome assembly. NCBI's taxonomy places the organism in Eukaryota, Metazoa, Nematoda, Chromadorea, Rhabditida, Oxyuridae.